Fusarium pseudograminearum CS3096 is the source of this 2700-nucleotide messenger RNA. RefSeq lists its product as uncharacterized. The transcript has a single exon. Bases 1 to 2700 code for a protein of 899 amino acids. Lineage: Eukaryota; Fungi; Ascomycota; Sordariomycetes; Hypocreales; Nectriaceae. The record is from RefSeq and is a predicted model, not a curated record.
AUGAAUUUCCCCGAUCAAGGGCAGAACUACCCGAUGAACGGCAGACUAAACGUUGUACCAGGUGCUCGGAACAGUGGCAUUUCUGAUACAUCAGGACAGCCCAGUAACACUUCGGUAUAUCUAAUGAACCAAAUGCAGCCUCCAUCUGCACCAUCUCAGUAUGGGAACCCACAAUAUCAGCACCCCAUACUUCCUCCUCCGUCUCAAAGUGAGCACCAGGGCAGCGACGCCGUCAAUCAAGACAACAAUCAAAACGAAGACGCACAAUGGGUGGCAGAAGACCAAAGCUAUGACCAAAUACCAUCACCAGAACCUGCUCCCUUGUCAGGAUAUAGUGGAGCUACUUUUAACAAAGCACAACAUGUAUAUGCCAGUCGGGUGCCGAAGCUCAUGGCAGACGACGAGGUCGAGCAGUCUCGCAGUUUUGAGCGAUACCGUCUCCAUUCCAUCAGAUUCGAGCUUUCUCAGGGAGAUGUCCUUGUCUUCAUCGACUACCCCUAUUACCACAAAGAUACCAUCGCUCAUACCGACUGCAAUGGCUUAAUUUACAAGUCACAACAGUUCCGUGUUCACUCCAAAAAGCUCCUGGAGACCAAUUCUUCCACGUUUGAAGAGAUGCUCAACCCUACCUAUCAGUUCAGAAUUCAGAGGCGCCGCAAGAUGGUCAACAAGAUGCCCGAAGGCAUCAAGUAUUUGCUGGACCUGACACCGCCCUCUGAAGGAGAUGAGCUGGUAUUCCAAAUGACCGAGCUAUCAUUGACUCCCGCGCUUAUAAAGUGGUGGAAGUCAUCUAUCGAGAACGGUACCGAUAUGAGCUUGGUAUCUGGACAUGACGAUGUUUGCAUGUGCAAUAGACAGCACGAGGAAGACAUGCUCAGUACCAGAGGGCAUACCGGGAACUCUGAAAGAGCUGAUACCGGACCCAACAGAAGAGAUCGCUCACCAGAGAACCCGUCACCUGGGGCCAAGGUAAUAACUGCAAUGCAGAUGAAAGCCAGAGGAGAGAACGAAUUCAUUCCAACGCCCCAGUAUCGACACGCCCCGGAUUACUGCCCAGUUCGACAUCGCAAUGGAAUUAUUAGGCUACUCAUGUUGAUCGAAGGCAAAGGAGUUAUACUCGACUCAGCUCCACGCCUGUGGACUCUGGUCAAGCUUGGCAAUAUCUUCGACUGUAGUGCUCUCCUUCGGGAUCGUGUAACUCAAUGGAUAUUGCAUGGAUCCAACACCGCUUUCAUCGAGAUAGCACCUGAAGAAGCGCUGCAGAUUGCAUUCUCCCUCAAGAUUCCUCAGGUUGCUGAAAGUGCUUUCAAGAUCCUUGUCAAUGAACUUGCGCUCAAAAUAGCCGGCGAAGCUCAACCGCACCAGAAUUACAACCACACAACAGUAUUUGGUAGAAGGCUGGGAAGCCUGCCUGAUGAACUCAACAAUCUCGUACAGCAUGCAGCUCAGGCAUUGGUUGAGAGGGUUUCAGAUAUCGAUAAGAUGAUGCGCAAUCCUUGUCUGUAUGACUUCUGGGACAUUGACGAGUGGAAUGGGCUGCGAGUGAUUGAGCAGCUUCUCACACGGGAAACCACGGGACUCGCAAGUCAGGCACUCGCCGCCAUCCACGCCCUUAUGGAUAACUUGGUCGCCGAGGUUGCGCAGGCAUGGGAAACCAAUAUAUCGGUUCCUGUGUUUGAUAAACACCUGGCAAACCAGAGCAUGGACCAAGACCGUUUGACGUACGUGGAACCGCCGGACUUUGAAACUACGACCAUGAUAAUGAACACGUUCAACUCAACUCAGAUGCUACUCUGUGCUUCGCCGUACAACGAUGUUGGUGUGGAGCUUGAUGCUCGGAGAUGGUGGUCCUGUCGAUGUAGACUGACUGGCCAUCAGCACCGAAAAUACAGCGACUUGGUGCAAAUGGCAACGAACACACUGGGAGCCCUUCUCGCCUGUAAUCCAUGGCUUCGGACUGAUCCACUCUGGGUGCGCACUCUUGAGCUCAAGGAUUACGAAAACCCAAUAAUAGGAGGGAUCUUCCAAUUCAACAAACCGAUCGUGUCUCUCAACCACCUCGAGGCUGAAGUCAAGGAUCGACUUCGUCCAAUCACGCUCUCAUGGGUGCGUCGCCAUUUUGAACCAUCCCUCAACAUCACUAGACAUCUUCUGCUCACUUUGACCGACAACGAGCUCAAAUACCUUCCAUUGUGGUGUGGAGGAUGUGACGAUGGCACAGGCGGUGUCUUCGAGGAUCCCAUUCCUUCCACAGACAUGGGACCGAAAGGACCAGGACCAGGCUUCCACACGGGGCAAACAAUCCCUUCAGCACCCGCAAGCAUCAGUGGCUCCAUGAUCGAAGACAUGGAUGCGCUACGAGUAUGGGGUAGCACAACAGGUGCUUCGAUAAAUGUCCAUGACAGCAUUUCAACUGUCUAUCGGACAGAUCAGGUCAUUGCCGAAGACAAGUCUAUAGCUUCAGAGUCCUUUACCGCUGGUGGAUCAGAGUAUGCAGAUGCCAGAUUUGCUCUGCCAGCAGGCCAUCAAGGAAUGGGCGAAGCAGUCAGCAUGUUAGUCGAGACGAUAGAUGAGCCGGCAGACUCAGAAUCGAGAUCUGCCACUGAAGGUCGAAGCGGAGUUGGUAACGACAGCGAUGACGAUAACUACAUGUGGGAUGGUGAUAGCGAUAGUGGUAGCAGUACGCGCACACUCUCUUAA